This is a messenger RNA of Papaver somniferum (opium poppy), 580 nucleotides long. RefSeq names its product cysteine proteinase inhibitor B-like. NCBI's taxonomy places the organism in Eukaryota, Viridiplantae, Streptophyta, Magnoliopsida, Ranunculales, Papaveraceae. The coding region runs from base 91 to 468 and encodes 125 amino acids. The transcript has a single exon. The record is from RefSeq and is a predicted model, not a curated record. Gene Ontology annotation, molecular function: cysteine-type endopeptidase inhibitor activity.
CUCUCCCUAAAACACUUCCUCUAUAAAUUCCCUCUCCACUCACUCUCAAAAAAAUCCAUCCUAAAAUCAGUUCUUCUCCAUUUUCAAUCCAUGGCGGCACCACAUUCUUCUUCAUUCCUCACUAUCUCCGUCCUCUUAUUCAUCUGCUUCCUAUCAUCAUCAUCCUCUGUUGAUGCUCUCGGAGGGAAAACUGAAAUCAAAGAUGUGAAAACAAACAAAGAAGUUCAAGAUUUGGGGAAAUUUUCAGUUGAUGAGUAUAAUCUCAAGAAAGGAGAAGAAGGAAGUUUGACAUUUACAAAAGUUGUUAAAGCUCAGAAGCAAGUUGUUGCAGGGAUUCAGUACUUUUUGAAGGUUUCUGCAAUGGAAAACGGAUCACCUAAAUUUUUUGAUGCUGUUGUUCUUGUAAAAGCUUGGGAGACACCUGCGAAUCGUCUUAUUAGUUUUAAUCCUUCUUCAACAGAGAAAUAGGGAGUAUUAACUAUGGUUUGGAUUUCAUGUAACUGGGUGUGUUAAAUGCUUGAUACUAUAAUUAUUAUGAAUCCUUAAUAAAGUUGGUGAGAUUUGAUUUUCUUUUUUAUUA